Messenger RNA from Arabidopsis lyrata subsp. lyrata, 817 nucleotides. Its product is annotated as mediator of RNA polymerase II transcription subunit 30. Lineage: Eukaryota; Viridiplantae; Streptophyta; Magnoliopsida; Brassicales; Brassicaceae. Gene Ontology annotation, cellular component: mediator complex. The record is from RefSeq and is a predicted model, not a curated record. The coding region runs from base 91 to 627 and encodes 178 amino acids. The transcript has 3 exons.
AUAAACGACGCCGUAUUAAUAGUUGAGUAAACGACGCCGUGAUAAGGCGUGUUCACUGUGCUGGAGAAGAAACAGGUUUCGAAGACGACGAUGACGACACAGGAGCUAGCGAUGGAAGGAGAGAAGCAUUUGGAAGAAACUAUUGAAGCGGCUUUUCAGAUAAUUUCAGCCAUGAAUGAUGAGCUUUGUAAUCCUUCUUUGUGGUCUACUUCAGCUACCCCGAGUUCCGCCGCGACGGCGACGGGUUCUAAUGGUUCGGCUCUCGUUUCUGUCGAUGCGGCUGCGAUUGAUGGAACAUCGCAUCAUUCGGAAUCUGGUGGUGGUGGUGGCGGCGGAGGAAGCGGAAAUAGUGUUUUGGAUGAGGCGAGUCUUCGGUAUAAGAACUCAGUGACUUCGCUUCGUGCUGUUCUUGCUGCGAUUCCAAAUUCGCACAAGGCAAAAGCAUCUGAAAUGGAAAAUGGUUUCGGAUCUCCUGAAAGUGAAGACGAAAUCGAAAAGUUGGAAGAGCAAGCCUUAAGUCUCAGAAUGGAGAUUGCAAAGAAGAAUGUUCAUGUCAAAGAACUUAUCGAUAAACUUCGGGAACUUAUAGCAGAUAUCUCUACAUGGCAAAGCCCUUGUUCUGUUUGAGUUUGAUUUUUUUGACAAUAGUGAGAUCAGUUUAGACAAAGAUUCAAAGUCUUGUUCUUGAAUUCCUCAUUGAUGUCUUAGUUUUAGAUAUUUGUUGUUUUGAUAUCAUGAAGCCUAAAAAAUUUCAAAGAUGACUUUGUAUAUAAAAUUAUUUCAGACAAAACCUUCAAAAUCUGUGUCUGUUUUUCUU